Molecule: messenger RNA, 1912 nt
Organism: Onychostruthus taczanowskii (white-rumped snowfinch)
Lineage: Eukaryota; Metazoa; Chordata; Aves; Passeriformes; Passeridae
Gene: AQP4
Product: aquaporin 4
Exons: 5
Coding region: 43-1056 (337 amino acids)
Biological process (GO): transmembrane transport
Cellular component (GO): basolateral plasma membrane; plasma membrane
Molecular function (GO): water channel activity
Source: RefSeq, a predicted model, not a curated record
GCCCGGCAGCCGCGACCCCCCUGCCUUGCCCUGCAGAGGCACAUGACCGCAGCCGACCCGCGGCCGCUGCUGCGGCGCCCGUUCCUCGAGAGCCGCCCGCCCGCCCAACGCAGCAGUAAGUGUGGACGUCUGUGUAAGUGUGAGAGAAUUAUGGUGGCAUUUAAAGGAGUCUGGACUCAGCCCUUCUGGAAAGCCGUUUCGGCAGAAUUUUUGGCCAUGCUCAUUUUUGUCCUCCUCAGCCUCGGCUCCACGAUCAACUGGGGUGGAGCAGAGAAGCCGCUGCCUGUGGACAUGGUCCUCAUAUCCCUCUGCUUUGGACUCAGCAUUGCCACCAUGGUGCAGUGCUUUGGACACAUCAGCGGAGGCCACAUCAACCCUGCUGUGACCGUGGCCAUGGUCUGCACGAGGAAGAUCAGCCUUGCCAAGUCCGUCUUCUACAUUCUUGCCCAGUGCCUGGGAGCCAUCGUGGGCGCGGGCAUCCUUUACCUCGUCACACCGCCCAGCGUGGUGGGAGGCCUGGGCGUCACUGCGGUACACAGAGAUCUUUCUGCUGGGCAUGGACUCCUGGUGGAAUUGAUAAUUACAUUCCAGCUGGUUUUUACUAUUUUUGCUAGCUGUGAUUCAAAACGAAGCGAUGUCACUGGUUCGGUAGCUUUAGCAAUUGGAUUUUCUGUUGCAAUUGGACAUUUAUUUGCUAUCAAUUACACCGGUGCCAGCAUGAACCCAGCUCGAUCAUUCGGACCUGCUGUCAUUAUGGGCAGAUGGGAAAACCAAUGGGUGUACUGGGUGGGACCAAUAAUCGGAGCCGUCCUUGCCGGUGCUCUGUACGAGUACGUCUAUUGCCCAGACGUUGAACUCAAGCGCCGCUUCAAAGACGUCUUUGGUAAAGCUACCCAGCCGUCCAAGGGCAAGUACAUUGAGGUGGAUGACAACAGGAGCCACGUAGAGACCGAUGACCUGAUCCUGAAGCCUGGCAUAGUUCAUGUGAUUGAUAUCGACAGGGGUGAGGACAAGAAGGGAAGAGAUCCAUCCAGCGAGGUGUUGUCUUCCGUAUGACUAGCAAGAAGCACUGAAAGCAGAGAGCAGCCUGCUAGCACGUCCACAGAUAUCCUUCCACCCAUUAAAGAAACAGAUCUCCUCUAGGCUGAGCACCUUCCACUUCUUGAAAGGUAUGGUGUGGGCACAUGCAUGGAGUGGUGUCACCAAACCAUACACCUGCUCAGUUGGAAGAUUAGGACUUUGCUGUAAUUAGGAUUCCCCAUCUAUUAUUCCAAAUUUAGACUUGUUUCUAGUAUUUUCCUUUCCUUCUUUCUGGAGCAACCCCAAAGUCAAAAAAAAAAAAAAGAGAUGAAAGCAUUCUCCUUUAAUAAAGCAGUCAAUAAUGAGAUAAAGAUAGAGAUGUGUAACAUCCAGAUUGACAGUUAAGACAUACCAGGAAAUGCCUAUAGACAUGAAGACCUACUUAUCAGAUUGUUCUUCUGACACUUAAUUGGCUGUUGUCAGCACCGAUUAUAACAUCUUACCCAUUAAGCCUUCUCUGUGAGGUUCAGAGACAGCACCAGCACUAUUUAAGAGUUUUAUCCACAGUCAAGCAAAGGAGUAUUGUUUCCACUCAUGUACAUCACUAUUGCCUUGCAGACUACCUCUGAAAAAAAUGAUACUUUAACAGGCUUUUAAGAAAAAAUUCUAUCAACCCAUCAAAUUUCACUCAUGUGAUUCACUGUAUAAAUACAUUACCUUCAUCCCCAAGAGUAAAUAUGCUGAAAUGGAAUGUUGAAGUGUAGGGUAAUAAGGCUGCUAAGCAUUUGAUUGUAUUUCAUGCUCCCUCUUGUCAUUGUCUAUCUGGUGAAACAUUCUCCUGGGGUUUGACUAUUGACCAUUCAGUGUUAGCAGACUCUCAAGGUCAUGCAAA